Molecule: messenger RNA, 1327 nt
Organism: Myotis davidii
Lineage: Eukaryota; Metazoa; Chordata; Mammalia; Chiroptera; Vespertilionidae
Product: chromosome unknown open reading frame, human C17orf75
Exons: 9
Cellular component (GO): trans-Golgi network
Source: RefSeq, a predicted model, not a curated record
CUGCUCGCCCCUCCCCUGUUUGCUGAAUGGGGAGGCUGGAGGGGCGCCCCGAGUUCCGUUUGGGUUGGAGCCCAUCAUGAUAGCUGUCUUGCUUUUGUGGCGCGUAGGUCGGCACCGCCGAGAGGGGACAGCGAUGACGGGAGCCCAAGUGGCACAAAUGCAGAAACGCCCUCUGGUGACGACUUCAGCCUCUCCCUGGCGGACACUAAUCUACCAUCUGAAGUGGAGCCAGAGCUGCGCAGUUUCAUUGCUAAGCGUCUUUCUAAGGGAGCCGUCUUUGAAGGGCUGGGUAAUGUUGCAUCUGUGGAGCUGAGAAUUCCAGGUUACCGGGUCGGUUGUUACUACUGCCUUUUCCAACAAGAAAAACUGCUUCCUGAAUCAGCAAUGGACUCUGAACAUAACCCUUCAGAGUACGUGGUCUGUUUUUUAGGAGGGUCUGAAAAAGGACUUGAGCUUUUCAGGCUUGAACUGGACAAGUACAUUCAAGGGCUGAAAAAUAACAUGAGCUGUGAGGAAAGAGGCCUGGAGAACCACGUCAAGUCCUACCUGAGCAGCUGGUUUGAGGAUGUCGUGUGCCCGAUCCAGAGGGUGGUUCUGCUCUUUCAGGAGCAGCUUACCUUUUUGCUACACGCUGCUCUGAGUUAUACUCCUGUUGAGGUUAAAGAAUCAGAUGAAAAAACAAAGAGAGACAUUAACAGGUUUCUGAGUGUGGCCAGUCUUCAAGGCCUUAUUCACGAAGGCACCAUGACAUCUUUGUGCAUGGCCAUGACGGAGGAGCAGCAUAAGUCUGUGGUCAUUGACUGCAGUAGUUCCCAGCCUCAGUUCUACAACGCAGGAAGCAACCGAUUUUGUGAGGAUUGGAUGCAGGCUUUUUUGCAUGGUGCUGCAGGAGGUAACCCUUUUCUUUUUCGACAAGUGAAGGAGAACUUUAAACUAAAGGCCAUACAAGACACAAAUAAUUUGAAGAGAUUUAUCCGACAGGCAGAAAUGAAUCAUUACGCUUUGUUUAAAUGUUACAUGUUCCUAAAGAACUGUGGUAGUGGAGAUAUCCUUUUGAAGAUCGUUAAAGUGGAACACGAAGAAAUGCCCGAAACCAAAAAUGUGGUAGCCGUCCUUGAAGAAUUUAUGAAAGAAGCUCCUGCCCAAAGUUUUUGAUCGCAUUUUGAGAUAACUGGAUUGUGAAGCAUAUUCCAGCGUUGGUGUUUGAAAUUACAGUUGUUAUAAAUUGUCAUAAGAUUGCUAUUUAAGAUGAUUUGAAAUGCAUUCUAUGUUUUUUUCAUUUUGUAUUUUUAAAAUUUAACAUAAUUCAACAUGAAAAUCUGAGGAA